Acipenser ruthenus (sterlet) is the source of this 1057-nucleotide messenger RNA. Its product is annotated as CDP-diacylglycerol--inositol 3-phosphatidyltransferase-like. Gene Ontology annotation, cellular component: Golgi apparatus; membrane. The coding region runs from base 161 to 820 and encodes 219 amino acids. Lineage: Eukaryota; Metazoa; Chordata; Actinopteri; Acipenseriformes; Acipenseridae. Gene Ontology annotation, biological process: phosphatidylinositol biosynthetic process. The transcript has 6 exons. The record is from RefSeq and is a predicted model, not a curated record. Gene Ontology annotation, molecular function: CDP-diacylglycerol-inositol 3-phosphatidyltransferase activity.
AUCAUUUUGUAGAUGUUCUCCGAUUAUCCGAAGGAGGAUACGCACAUUUUAACCAUCGUUACUCUCUGGGUGUGUGUUUUUAUUUUUUUUAAAACUUUAUUUAUUGUUUUGAAUUAUUGCCUUUAGCCCCUGUCGCUCAUUCCGCAAAUAAUUCCAAAAAAUGAAAGACGUCAGCAUUUUCCUUUUUGUGCCCAACUUGAUCGGUUAUGUUCGGAUCCUCUUCGCUGUCGUCUCGUUGUAUUUCAUGCCCAGCAGCCCCCUGCUCGCCUCGGCCUUCUACCUGCUGAGCACAGUGCUGGAUGACCUGGACGGGUACGCUGCCCGCCGGCUGCACCAAGAGACGCAGUUCGGGGCGAUGCUGGACAUGCUGACUGACCGCUGUGCCACCAUGUGCCUGCUGGUCAACCUGUCCAUGCUCUACCCACAAUGCACCAUGCUCUUCCAGCUCAGCAUGACCAUCGACGUGGCCAGCCACUGGAUACACCUGCACAGCUCCAUGAUGAAAGGAAGCUCCAGUCACAAGACCAUUGAUCUGUCCGGGAAUCUGCUGCUGAGACUCUACUACACAUCCCGGCCCGUUCUGUCUCUGAUGUGCGUCGGCAACGAGCUCUUCUACUGCAUGCUGUACCUGCUGAGCUUCUAUGAGGGCCCAAGAAUGGGAUUCCUGCCGGCCGGAUUAUUCCGGUGUGUGUUCUGGCUGAGCGUUCCGAUCGCGGUUCUGAAACUCGUCAUCAGCCUCCUUCACCUGGUCACAGCGUCGCGAAACAUUGCAGCCAUCGACACAGCCGAGCGCAAGAAGAGACUGGAAACUGCACAGUGAGGAGCGAGAGAGACAGAGGAGAGAGGAGAGAGAGACAGAGGAGAGAGGAGAGAGAGACAGAGGAGAGGAGAGAGAGACAGAGGAGAGGAGAGAGGAGAGAAAGAUCUGGGUCAUUGCUGGAGCCACAGUCCAGUAUAAUAUAUAAAACUAUGGCUAUUGAAACUUAGGGGGAGUGUCUGAAUCAUUGCAGGAGCCACAGUCCAGUAUAAUAUAUAAAACAAUGGCUAUUGAAACUCA